AUGUUGUCCCGAUUGCCGGCGACGGUGAGCCUUCUUCGCCGGUCUCUCCGGGAACCGCGCGGCUUCAGCUCCUCCGCCUCCUCUGUGCUGGCUUCAUCUAAGGAAACGGCCGACGGGAAGCUCGUGGCGUCGGUGCUGUUCGAGCGCCUCCCCAUCGUCAUCCCCAAGAUUCAUCCCGUUGUCUACGCCUUCCAAGAAUUCUCAUUUCGGUGGAGGCAGCAGUACAGACGGCAAUACCCCGAGGAGGUCCUUGGCAAGGCCGACGCGAGGGGUAAGGGUGAUUAUCAUAUUGAUUAUGUCCCUGCUCCAAGGAUUACCGAGGCUGACAAAACAAAUGACCGGAAGUCUUUACAACGAGCUCUUGAUAAUAAACUUUAUCUCCUGCUGUAUGGCAACGCUUAUGGGGCUCCGGAUGGAAAGCCUGUAUGGCAUUUUCCGGAAAAAGUAUACGAAAAUGAAGAAACUAUGCGACUGUGUGCCGAGGCUGCAUUAAAAUCUGUUCUUGGGGGACUUGACCAUACAUACUUUGUUGGCAAUGCUCCAAUGGCUCAUAUGGCAGUUGAACAAACGGAUUCAAGUGUUUCACCAUUCAAGCGUUUCUUUUUCAAGUCACAAGUGGUUGGCACAACGAAAUACCAUAUUGGAAAAUGCAAGGACUUCGCGUGGGUGACCAAAGACGAGCUGCUGGAGUAUUUUCCUGAGAACAAGGAUUUCUUCAACAAGAUGAUCAUCCACAUUAGAUAG
Molecule: messenger RNA, 744 nt
Organism: Miscanthus lutarioriparius
Lineage: Eukaryota; Viridiplantae; Streptophyta; Magnoliopsida; Poales; Poaceae
Source: the annotation of a GenBank genome assembly